CCUACUGGAGCCCUCAUGUAUGUGUCCCUUGGCUUUGCCCAGGCUCCCUGCUGCUGUCUGCAGUCUACAAAGUGGUCCCAGCAGCCUUGCUUCAGUGCUGCAGGGUACAGGAAGUCUAAAGCCAAGCCAAACGGCAAGAAAACUGCUUCAGAGGAGAAGAAAGUAUACCUGGAGCCAGAGCACACCAAGUCCAGGAUCACCGACUUUGAGUUCAAGGAGCUGGUAGUGCUGCCCCGGGAGAUCGACCUCAACGAGUGGCUGGCCAGCAACACAACAACAUUUUUUCACCACAUCAACCUGCAGUAUAGCACAAUCUCAGAAUUUUGCACAGGAGAGACGUGUCAGACAAUGGCCGUGUGCAACACACAAUACUACUGGUAUGACGAGCGGGGGAAGAAGGUCAAGUGCACUGCCCCCCAGUAUGUUGACUUUGUCAUGAGCUCUGUGCAGAAGCUGGUAACUGAUGAAGAUGUGUUCCCCACAAAAUACGGCAGAGAAUUCCCCAGCUCGUUCGAGUCCUUGGUGAAGAAGAUCUGCAAGUAUCUGUUUCAUGUGUUGGGCCACAUCUACUGGGCCCACUUCAAGGAGACGUUGGCCCUUGAGCUGCACGGACACUUGAACACACUGUACGUGCACUUCAUCCUCUUCGCCAGAGAGUUCAACCUGCUCGACCCCAAAGAAACUGCAGUCAUGGACGACCUCACUGAGGUGCUGUGCAGCAGCCCGGGUAGCAGUGGUGCCACUGGGGAUGGGGCCAGCAGUGGAGCUUCUGGAGCACAGAACCAUGUGAAGGAGAGAUGAGCCUCCAGGGCCAGAUGGGUGCACAUGUGCAAAGAGACAACUGUGUGUCUGUGUGUGCGCACACAUGCCCCGAGCGUGCUGGUGGCAAGGUCUGAGGGCCCUGGGCUGCGCAGAGUGUGGGCUCCAUGGAUGCCGCUGGAGUCAAGGCGUGUUUCCUGACUUCCCUGUUGGAUGGAUGAGUGCUAUUUGUAGUGAAGAGCCUUUGGAGUCAUUCAUUCAUUCAACAAACAUUUAUUGGACUGA
Molecule: messenger RNA, 1044 nt
Organism: Cricetulus griseus (Chinese hamster)
Lineage: Eukaryota; Metazoa; Chordata; Mammalia; Rodentia; Cricetidae
Source: RefSeq, a predicted model, not a curated record